Molecule: messenger RNA, 1749 nt
Organism: Caenorhabditis briggsae
Lineage: Eukaryota; Metazoa; Nematoda; Chromadorea; Rhabditida; Rhabditidae
Exons: 8
Coding region: 1-1749 (582 amino acids)
Source: RefSeq, a predicted model, not a curated record
AUGAAACUUCGAUUCGUGUUGUGUUUUGUGAUGUUGAUGAUGAUCGUUGGAUGUGAAGCGUUUAUUGAUCCUGACAUAAAUCCUCCAGGCUAUGUACCGGAAAGGAUUCGCCCACUAGACGAAAUAGAGAACCAAAAUCGACUGGAAAAAUGUAGUAUUCCACCGCCAGCACCAGAGCUGUUGGAAUUUUCCAACGGAAAGGAUCAAGAUCCGUGGUUGAUUUUCACAAAGAGAAAUGGCACAGAGCAAAGAUCCCAAUGGAGAAAAGCGUUUUAUUAUGGGAGAUGUACGACAAACAAAACCGAUGGAAUUAUCAUUGUAGAGUUUGAGAAAGAUAUUGAUAUUCCAUAUGUCUGUAUUCCAGACUACAACUAUUAUGAUUCCAUUGACAAAACGGAAUCAGUUUUUUCGGUGAAAACUCUCUCAAAGAAAUCUCCCAUCACAAAGGACAAAUAUGAGUAUGAGGCACAAGACGGAAUGAUUAAACGCUGUGAUGAUAGAUUCUGCUGGUCUCCAGUCAAUCAAACACAGGACUACAAUAAAUUCCAUAACGAUAAGGGAGUCAGUAUGCCAUUUUUGACCAAAGAUGAAAGACCAUUACUGUUUGGCUUUGGUUUCAAAGUUAUCAAAAAGCCGAGAAGCUUCGCGGUCACUGAUUUGGCUGAUUUCCUCGAAGGGCUCUGUGAGUACGUCGGUGUAUGUCCAGAGAAUCGUGAACGAAUCACUCCAACUGCAACUGCAACAAUAACAACAACUGCAAGGACUGCAAGAACUACACCGCGUCCUGUACCAACAACUACUGACUACGUUCCUGAAUUUUUGUUUGAUGAGGAGGCUCGGGAUUUUGAAGAACCGUAUUUCAAAAGAAAUCGGACCAGAAAAGGAGGAACGAAGAGAGAAUGGAAGAUUACUGUAGUUUUUAUGAUCUCUCUUGUCUUAUCACCGGACAUGAUGGAUUUUUUCAACGGUAAUCUUCAACCGUGGUUGAUUUUCACAAAGAGCAAUGGCGAAAGGCAAAGUUUCACAUGGGAUAAGGCGCUGUAUUAUGAAAGGUGUACGGAAGACAAAACCGAUGGAAUUAUCAUUGUAGAGUUUGAGAAAGAUAUUGAUAUUCCAUAUGUCUGUAUUCCAGACUACAACUAUUAUGAUUCCAUUGACAAAACGGAAUCAGUUUUUUCGGUGAAAACUCUCUCAAAGAAAUCUCCCAUCACAAAGGACAAAUAUGAGUAUGAGGCUCAAGACGGACAUAUUGAGCGCUGUGAUAAUAGAUUCUGCUGGUCCCCAGACAAUCAAACACAGGACUACAAGAAAUUCCAGAACAGGAACCAAGUCAGUAUGCCAUUUCUGACCAAAGACGCAAGGCCAAUACUGUUUGGAUUUGGUUUCAAGUGUAUGUGUAUUCCAAAUGACACAAAAAAUGUCAUAGAUUGGUAUUCAGCUAUCAGUGAUAAGGAAAACAAGUUCGCGGUCACUGAUUUGGAUGAUUUUCUUAUAGGACUUUGUGACUAUGUCCGUGUAUGUCCAGGAAAACCGACUAAACCUGGAAUCCCCACAACAACAACUGCAAGAACUACACCGCGUCCUGAACCAUCAACUGACUACGUUCCUGAAUUUUUGUUUGAUGAGGAGGCUCGGGAUUUCGAAGAACCGUAUUUCAAAAGAAAUCGGACCAGAAAAGGAGGAACGAAGAGAGAAUGGAAGAUUACUGUAGUUUUUAUGAUCUCUCUUGUCUUGUUGGUCUUGGAAUAA